AGCUUUUUUAAGAUUAUGAAAGGAUUUUAUGGGAAUAAACAGAAUAAAUGUUAGCUUUUGUGAUAGUCCACAACUAGAGGAGACAGAUAUAAGACCAGCAUGAAUCUAAUCAGGAGAAAGUUCUUUACCCAGACAGUAGAUUGUGGAACUUCUAUAAUCUGUAGCAUGGUUAAGCACAGAAGGAGGCCAUUCACCCUGUCUUAUCCAUGCUGGCUCUCCAAGAGCAACUCAGCUAGUCCCAGUCGCCUGCCUUUUUCUCCGUAGCCCUGCAAACGUUUUCUCUGCAGAUAAUUAUCCAAUACCCUUUUUUGAAAAUCACCAUUGAAUCUGCCUUCACUACACUCUCAAUCUGCCUUCACUACACUCUCAAUCAGUGCAUCCUAGAUCCUAACCACCUCUAUCAAACAAUUUCUUGACCUUCUCUUCUAAGAAGGACCCUAGCUUCUCCAAUCUAUCAUUGUAACCAAAGUCCCUCAUCCCUGGAACCAUUCCUGUAAAUUGUUUUUGCACCACCUCUAAGGCCUUCACAUCCGAUCUAAAGUGCGAUGCCCAUAAUUGGACCCAAUACUCCAUUUGAGGCUGCACAGGUGUUUUAUACAUGUUCACUACAACCUCCAUCCUUUUGUACUUUCUGCCUUAUAAAGCUCAGGAUCCCAUAUGCUGAUAUGGGAUGUUUGGGCUAAAUAGCAUAGGUGGAUUUAGGGGAAGCUGGAUGGCUAUAUGUGGAAGAAAAGAACAGAAGGAUAUGCUGAUAGGGUGAGACAGGAGGAACCUCAUGAUAAACAUAAACAGUACAUAUACCAGUUGGGCUGAUUAGCCUGUUUCUGUGCUGCAGCCUCUGACCUGUUCCUGUCCUGUUAGUUAUAUCAUUUGGUUUUGUUUUUAUAGAAUUUAGGUCAGAAUGUGUGCCUUUAAAAUGGGGACCAAAUUUAAUCUCUGUGCCCCAGUCCAAAUAUUCCACUUUUUCAUCAGAAAGACUACAGUUGGUCUUGACUCUGCAGGACCUUGGAAGGCUGAUGUAUAAAUUAAUCACUAGAGACAAUGCAGAUGGUCCUCUUGUAAAUCAAAACCAAAAAUGUCAUUCCAAAACUCUUCGAGUAAAAAAGAAGAAAAGGGCAAGAACAUACAAGUGGUUAUACGAUGCAGGCCUUUUAGUUUAGCAGAACGCAAGGCAAACUCCUCCAGUGUGGUUGACUGUGAUCCUGGAAAGAAAGAAGUCACUAUACGUGCUUCUGGACCAGGAAGUGAAAAGGCAGCCAAAAAGUAUAUGUUUGACAUGGUAUUCGGACCCUCUGCAAAGCAAAUAGAUGUGUACAAAAGUGUGGUGUACCCCAUCCUGGAUGAAGUAAUCAUGGGGUACAACUGUACCAUUUUUGCAUAUGGACAAACAGGUACUGGGAAAACCUUUACUAUGGAAGGUGAAAGAACUCAGAAGGAACAAUACACCUGGGAGGAAGAUCCUCUGGCUGGAGUUAUCCCACGUACGCUGCAUCAGAUUUUUGAGAGGCUGGCAUCGCAAGGUGCUGAGUUCUCAGUGAAAGUCUCUUUGUUGGAAAUUUAUAAUGAGGAACUCUUUGAUCUUUUGAGCCCCACUUCGGAUGUUAGUGAGAGGCUGCAGAUGUUUGAUGAUCCCCGCAAUAAGAGGGGAGUUAUAAUUAAAGGACUUGAAGAAAUUUCUGUCCAUAACAAAGAUGAAGUUUAUCAGAUUCUGGAGAGAGGAGCAGCAAGGAGGACAACUGCAGCGACUCUAAUGAAUGCUUACUCAAGUCGUUCCCAUUCAGUCUUUUCCAUUACAAUCCAUAUGAAGGAGACAACACUUGAUGGGGAGGAGCUUGUAAAGAUUGGCAAACUGAAUUUGGUGGAUCUUGCUGGAAGUGAGAAUAUUGGCCGAUCCGGAGCUGUUGAUAAAAGAGCUCGAGAAGCUGGCAACAUCAAUCAAUCACUGCUUACUUUGGGCAGAGUAAUCACAGCGCUGGUGGAGAGAGCCCCUCAUGUGCCAUACAGAGAAUCAAAGCUAACAAGGAUCCUCCAGGACUCUCUGGGAGGACGGACUAAAACCUCCAUCAUUGCCACCAUUUCCCCUGCUUCUGUGAAUUUUGAAGAAACUGUCAGCACUCUGGAUUAUGCCUACCGAGCAAAGAACAUUAUGAAUAAACCUGAAGUCAACCAGAAGCUCACAAAGAGGGCCUUGAUUAAGGAAUACACUGAAGAGAUUGAAAGACUGAAGCGGGAUCUUGCUGCAGCACGUGAGAAAAAUGGAGUGUACCUGUCGGCAGAAAACUAUGAAUUUAUGCAAAGUAAGGUGGUUGGUCAGGAAGAACUGAUUAGUGACUAUGUAGAAAAGAUUGCUGCUAUGGAGGAGGAACUGAAACAGGUCAAUGAUCUAUUUAUAGAAAGCAAGAAGGAGCUUGAACAUUGUGCCUCUGAACUGCAGCAGCGAGAACAAGCACUUCAGGAGACUCAGCAAGAUUUGGAGCUGACCAAAGGAAAAUUGUCUGAGGAAGAAUUUGUUUGUGAUGCCCAUGCUCACACUGAAGAAAAACUCUACAAUACAGCCAGUGAGUUGCUACAAACUGUUGAAGACAGUACAAAAGAUGUGUCUGGUCUCCACGCUAAACUUGACCGCAAAAAAAAGGUUGAAUUUCAUAACAGCAAAGCACAGGAUGGCUUUGUGAAGCAGAUGAAUGACCUGUUUACUGAAAUGCAGAGGAAAACUGAUGAAACACAUGCAAAGCAGCAGGAAAUGUUUGAUUCCUAUUCAAAGUCAAUUGGUAAUACCCUGAGUGCAAAUGCCUCUGCAUUUGGUUCUACCAUAUCUGCAGUGGCCACUUCUCUUGCAUCAGUCAAGGAAAUGGUUUCUUCCGAAGUGUCACAAAGUCUUCAGGAACUGCUUAAACAGGAAAGUCUGACUCAGCAAUCAAUGACCCAUGUGCAGAAGACCCUGGAGGAACAUAAAGUGGAAAUAGAAAAGGUGCUGAAGAAGAAUUUACAGCCCAUUGUUAUCUCCAUUGUGGAACUGAACAACUGUCAUAAACUGAACAUUCAGACUUAUUCUGGCAUAGCAGAGCAGAUGGAAGUCAUGAGAACAGAUUCUAGUGCCUUCUUUGGGCAACACAGCAAGAUGCUUCAUAAAAUACAAGAAACCACUUGCAAUGCCUUGGUCCUCAUUCAACAUGAGAAUGAAAAACUCCAGCAGGAACUACAAAAAUCACAGCAGCAGCAGAUGGAGGGUAUUUCAAAAGUCAUCUCAAAUCUACAGAGUCAGCUUGGUGUAUUAGCCCAGCAAACUCAGCAGAACUUUGAUAAUAUUCUAAAACAAAAUGGAAAUGUGCAACACUCGUUGACUAUACUUCAGGAUGAUGUGCAGCAACAAUCUGUGAACGCUAUGGAGGAUACUGCUUCCCACCAAGAGAAACUUACUACUACUUUAGACAGUUUGGCAAGCAAAAUCAGAAAAACAUUCAGUGAAGAGUUAAAGGCUGCAGAUAAGUCAAACAAUGAGUGCCAACAGCUCAGUUCUGGUAUGCUGGUACUUUGCCAGGAAAGCAGUCAAUGGUGUGAAUCAACAGCCGAUACUGUCAACUUGUUCAGUCAGGAUCAGCUGAGUUUCCUUAAUCGUAAGAAGAGGAGGUUAGAGAACUAUGAGCAGACUGCCAAUGAGAGUUGUGACAUUCUAGUCAGCAAGGUAACAGAGCAGCUGAAGGAGCAAUGUGAUACUGAGGAAUCAGCACUCUGCACCAUAUGUGAUCAGGUUCAUAAUGAUAAAGGAGAGAUGAUACAACGCAUAAAAGAGCUAACUGAUCAAGCCCAGACAGGACUAAGUAACGUCUUGAACUUCUUAAAUGAAGAACUCCAACAGGACUUCCCAACAGGUACUACUCCACAGCGCAAAGAAUAUUCGUAUCCACGAGUCCUCUUGAGAACAGAGUCACGUGAUGUCUUGGUUGAUCAGUACAAAGUACAACAGCAACAAUUCCAGAGUUCUCUGGAUACUGUCAUGUUCAUCCAAGAGGAACUGGUCCCUGAGCAGGAGUCUGUGGAAGAUGAGCAAGCAAGCAUCCAGAAUGACAGCAUUACCAGUGAGAAGUUUAGUACUGAAGAAAAUUUACACCUUAGUAGUGAUGGUGCCCCCUUCUUCAAGCACAAUAAGAGACACAAAAAGGACAAAGAAAACAGAACUGCUUUUGACAAAUUGAAGUCUGUGGAAGACAACCCAGUCCUGUCAGUAUCAAAAUCUAAGUUGCCUCUCAGAAUACAAAAUUAGUGAAUCUGUGAUUUGUAAUUUUAAUUACAUUUCUAUAUCAGGGUUUAUUCUGCUUUUAUGCAUAUUGCUGUCUAUAUUUUUGUUUCACUGCCUCAAAAUUCCAAUUAUCCAAAUAUUGUUACUUUCGAAGCAUUGCCUUUUUUCAACAUUGAAUCAUUUCAAAAAAAAUCCUUUCAAAUAAUGUUCCAUACUAUUUCUAAUAUUUUUAAUUAUUGUUUAAAAACUUUCUAUAUCCUGUCUUUACAAAAUAUGUAUAUCUUAAUGCUGGAUAAUCUAAAGCUCUUUAUAGGCUUAAUCUCACUGUAUCUGGUUGUAUAUAUUUCAAAAUAAAAUUUCAUAAUGAUUCAAAAA
Molecule: messenger RNA, 4615 nt
Organism: Carcharodon carcharias (great white shark)
Lineage: Eukaryota; Metazoa; Chordata; Chondrichthyes; Lamniformes; Lamnidae
Gene: kif11
Product: kinesin family member 11
Exons: 24
Coding region: 1076-4264 (1062 amino acids)
Biological process (GO): mitotic spindle assembly; microtubule-based movement
Cellular component (GO): spindle microtubule; nucleus
Molecular function (GO): plus-end-directed microtubule motor activity; ATP binding; microtubule binding
Source: RefSeq, a predicted model, not a curated record